CCCGGGGUUUCCAUGACGACGACGUCUGCUAGGGGAUCCGGGCGGGGUCGGAGCGCAUGCGCGGUGCGCGCCGGACGCCGCAAGUCUUCCCGAGUCGCUGGAGCUGCUGUCGCGGCGCCCCCAACUGCGGGCGCCCGGGCUCCCUCCGCUCGGCCAUGGCCCCCUCGCCGCCGUGCAGGCUCCCUCGGUCGCCGCCGCCGCUGCUGCUGCUGGUGCUGCUGAGCGUCGCGCUGCUGGGCGCCCAGGCCCGCGCGGAACCCGCCGCCGGGAGCGCCGUCCCCGCGCAGAGCCGCCCGUGCGUGGACUGCCACGCUUUCGAGUUCAUGCAGCGCGCUCUGCAGGACCUGCGGAAGACGGCCUGCAGCCUGGACGCACGGACAGAGACCCUCCUGCUGCAGGCCGAGCGCCGGGCCCUGUGCGCCUGCUGGCCGGCCGGCCGCUGAGGACCCUCAGCCAGACUACUUCCUCACCAAUAAACACCUGGCCCGGCA
Aethalodelphis obliquidens (Pacific white-sided dolphin) is the source of this 491-nucleotide messenger RNA. It is a transcript of the gene NICOL1, whose product is annotated as NELL2 interacting cell ontogeny regulator 1. The record is from RefSeq and is a predicted model, not a curated record. Lineage: Eukaryota; Metazoa; Chordata; Mammalia; Artiodactyla; Delphinidae. The coding region runs from base 57 to 443 and encodes 128 amino acids. The transcript is spliced from 4 exons.